AUGGCGAUUGGCCUGGCAGCUCUGGGGCUCCUCGCUUUCCUGCUCGGCUGCCUCGGAACCUUUGCUGAACCCCAAAACUCGGAGCCAGCCGCCAAGUGCUCCCUGACCGGCACCUGGAAGAAUGACCUCAACUCCACCAUGGAGAUCAACAACGUCAGUAACACGGGGGUGUUCAUUGGCCUCUACAAAGCGGCAGUCUCGGUUUCCGGCCGGCCCAUCCAGCCAUCCCCGUUGCUGGGCAUCCAGAACCAGAGUUUCCAAUUCCUGGAGAACACCAUGGCGAUUGGCUUGGCAGCUUUGGGGCUCCUCGCUUUCCUGCUCGGCUGUUCGGGAACCUUUGCCGAACCCCAAAACUCGGAGCGAGCCGCCAAGUGCUCCCUGAACGGCAGCUGGAAGAAUGACCUCAACUCCACCAUGGAGAUCAACAACGUCAAAUCCACCGCAGUCUUUGUGGGCCAGUGUCUGGUGGAUAACAGCGGAAAAGAGCAGUUGAAGACAACCUGGCUGUUGCGUGAGAAGGUUGGAUCCGCGGCAAAUGAUUGGGGGGCAACCCGCAUUGCCAAGGACACCUUCUACCGCACCUAG
Protobothrops mucrosquamatus (brown spotted pit viper) is the source of this 585-nucleotide messenger RNA. Its product is annotated as avidin-related protein 1-like. The record is from RefSeq and is a predicted model, not a curated record. The coding region runs from base 1 to 585 and encodes 194 amino acids. The transcript has 6 exons. Gene Ontology annotation, molecular function: biotin binding. NCBI's taxonomy places the organism in Eukaryota, Metazoa, Chordata, Lepidosauria, Squamata, Viperidae.